Messenger RNA from Neodiprion fabricii, 2684 nucleotides. It is a transcript of the gene DEF8, whose product is annotated as differentially expressed in FDCP 8 homolog. Lineage: Eukaryota; Metazoa; Arthropoda; Insecta; Hymenoptera; Diprionidae. The record is from RefSeq and is a predicted model, not a curated record. The transcript has 12 exons. Bases 387 to 1901 code for a protein of 504 amino acids.
GAGGUACAAAGUGUCCACUGGUGUCCAUCUCAUUACAUACAACAUAACAUCCUGUUGAAAAACAAUUAUAAGAGACUGUGCGCGAAAUAAGUCUAUGGACUACCGUGUUAUGGACUCUACCGGCAGAGCACUAUCUGUAUAUUUGCCAGGAUAAAGUGAUAGCUCAAACGUGACGUAAUAAAACAUUCAUGAGACCAAAACAGGAAAGUUGAAAAUGGCAACUACACAAUAUUUCACAGUGAUCAUAUCGAAAUUUCACCGUUCGUAUUUGAAAACUAUUUUGUGUUCAAAUUUCAGCCAUUACAACAACUAACAAUCGAUGUUGAGGUUACGUCAUCCUACCCGUAACGAUGCCGUAAGCACACGGCCCGUGCGCAUACGUACUUAUGUCAGUACAUGUGAAGCCAAGUUCCAAUAUGGUUGACAUUAGAAGUCAGAAUGAUGCUGAGCAUGACAAGAAAUUCGAGCAAGACCCGGGUCAUAGGUGUGGAACUGGUGCUUCCACUCCAUCCUCUCUGUCUGAUUAUAUCACUAGUGACGCCGAUGACAGUUCUGACGGUAGAUGUGCCGCACCAUUUACAUUGAGAUCCAUUGAAACGCAACUCGUUUUGACAAGGGAUGCCACGCCAACGGAUCUGCGGGAAAUGGUCAAACGUUGUAAAGAAAUGGUGAUGGAAAGUGCAGAAUGCAGUGAAGAACGCAAGUGGCUCGUCAGACGUCUCAUUGAAUUACGUCUGCGGGCUCAAGAACUAAGAGAAGUAUCCGUUGAGAAUCUACUAGAAACCUGCGUUAUUCUAGGACAUCAUUUGGCACCGCAAAAAAAUCAUGCAGUCACAUAUGGGCCAAUUUAUUGCGAUAAUUGCAGUGCUGCUGUGUGGACAAUGCUUCAAUCCUGGUAUAUGUGUAAUGAUUGUGGAUUUUGCUGUCAUGCGAAGUGUCUAACCGCCACCUGCCGAGUCUGUGCGCAUAUUGUUGCCAGUGAAGCUGGUGGAUAUACAUUUACGAAGGAUAUAUGCCCCGAGCGUGGUCUCUCAGCACAGUUGUACAGAUGCGCCGAAUGCAAUGCCAGCAUAACGUUUAAUAAAUUGAUACAUUGUUUUUUCCUGCAAGCUUUCACCAAAGGAUUAUUUCUGUCGUGUUUUGGAAGUCCCUUCAAAUACACAGAGGCUGCCUGGAUAGAACCACGCCUUUGCGACUAUACUGGGUUGUAUUAUUGUCAACGCUGCCAUUGGAAUACUACUGCUCCCAUACCUGCCCGCAUAAUUCGAAAUUGGGAUAUGGAACCUCGAAAGGUGUCUCGAGCAGCUGCUCAGCUGUUGGAAAUUCUAGAACAGCGUCCAGUCUUGAAUCUAGAGCAGCUAAAUCCAAAAUUGUUCACAUUGGUUCCAGAUUUGUCACUGGUCAAGAAGCUACGUGAAGAAUUGCAGAUGAUUAAACGGUACUUGGUAUUUUGCCCAAAUGCAGAUAACGAAGGAUUGCCAUGGCGUGCUGGCUUGCGGUCACACAUGGUAGAAAAUUCCGGCAGCUACGCAAUCAAAGAUUUGAUCGAUCUUCAGAAUGGAACGCUUAUAGAGGAAAUUCGAGCUGCGCAUGAUGCUAUGCGUAAACAUGUCGCAGAAAACUGUGAUUUGUGUAGAGCAAGGGGGCAUUUGUGCGAGUUAUGCGGUAAUGAUGAGGUGAUAUAUCCUUGGGAUGCUGGUUCGUUUUCAUGUCCUGAGUGUUCGACGGUCUAUCACCGUGCUUGUUGGGCAAAGCGCAAUCAUCAUUGUUCAAAAUGUUCUCGUAUUCAGAAGCGACUUGCUUUAAACCAAUGGCAGGGAGACGGUAACUUGCAGGUUUCCACACAAAUAGAUGAGACGAAAGGGAUAAUGCAGUCGGACCAAACAUACAGGAUGUCCUAGAACUGAAUGCAGAGAAUAAUAGAGAGUGCCAAGCUGCGUGAAUUCACUGAGAAAUUUACCUGUAGAACAUGUGGUCUCUGAAACAGCAUUGGCGAGAUACGACUGAUUAAACAGUCGCGCCUGGUAGAUGAACAUCUUCGAGUCAAUGCUUCAGUUUCUACUUCAUCGAGCUCAACUGUGUAUCCAAGUUAGACGACGUAACUUCGAGAUCUUCUUCUAACGAGAGGAGAGGGGGAGGGCAGUUUCAGAGCCUCUAUUACAUAACUCUACAAAUUGAAAAAAGAAGCUUUCGAGGAACUUGAGUAACUAGUCAUGUCACCGCCAUCGGUUUCAUUGAGCAACAGUGUAGCCGAGGUUGAGAAAAUCAACUACGCACAUCACGGAACGAAAUACAGAUUUUGACAAGAUAAUCUGCUAAUUUGCCUGGCCCAGCUACAUGCCGUAAAGCACCCCCUGCCACAAAUAUUUAAAUCUGGCACAUUAUGAUUGAUUGAUUGUAUAGAUACUAAGAACACAAAGUUCAUUGAAUUCUGAACAAAACUUCAACUCAGGGAUGAUGAUGGGAAAAAGAAAAACGUGGAAUACUAUUGUUCCCAUGAAAAAUCCCAAAAUACCUAUUACUAUAAUCAGGAUAUCCUUGGCAAAGGUACAGAUGCUAAGGGUCGAGUCCUGCCAGCCUACUACCAUCUCGAUGAUCGGAGGAAAUAGUAACGCCAACGCGGUACUACUUACAGCACCCACCAAAGAUAUGACUAGGUCGAGUCGGGGGAUAGCCGCUGCCAG